This is a messenger RNA of Triticum aestivum (bread wheat), 912 nucleotides long. RefSeq lists its product as uncharacterized. The transcript is spliced from 7 exons. The coding region runs from base 105 to 626 and encodes 173 amino acids. NCBI's taxonomy places the organism in Eukaryota, Viridiplantae, Streptophyta, Magnoliopsida, Poales, Poaceae. The record is from RefSeq and is a predicted model, not a curated record.
GGCCCAUAAGAGAUCCGGAUUCGCUCUCACUUGUCACUUCCCAGGAGGAGCAGCACGAGCCGCACAAAGGUUGGUAGGAGCCGAGGAGAGAGUGGGGAACUGCCAUGGCGACGGCGGCCGGCGGCGGGAGCAUGAUGACGAGGGAGCAGCUGCUCCACCUCUUCUCCCGCUUCUCCUUCCUCACCUCGCUCCCAGAGUUCAAGGACCGAAUCGCCGACGCCGUCAGUGACAAGCAGGAGGCUGUGGCGGUGACCACCGAGGUGCAAGAGGAGAUCCUUCGCGAGAUGGGGAUCGAUCCAGGUUUUGGUAUUAGUUGUCUGGGAAAGGUGAACGUCGUGUAUGAGAAUGACAUGGAUUUGAUGAUUAAAUUCUACCAAUUUGUUGCCAAAGAAGAGAUGGCUAUUGAUGAGGCCGAGCUUGAGCCUCUAGAGUUUGCCGAGAAAAUGCACAGUCAACAGGAAUUGCAACAACAGCAACUGGAGAUGUUGGUUCAAAUUAGAAAAUACAGCCCCGAGAGCCAAUCUGUCAUACUUGAGACUUUGCACAAGCAGUUGGAGAGUGCUGAUUUCGAUACCAGUGCGUCAAUCUUGACUCCGGAGCAGAUCCAAGGGAUUGUUGAGAAAUAGUUCACAUGUAUGACUAGAUGAGAGAUUUACAUCCCAUCCAGUCUUCUCCCUCUACUAUAGCUGAUGGUUGUAUUCCGCCCAUACACCAAGCAUAUAAUUGCCAUCCAGCUUUACUUCAUGUAAUCUGCACUUUGCUACUCUCAUUGUAAAGAAAUAUAAGAGCGUUUAGAUCACUCAAACGCCCUAACGCUCUUAUAUUUCUUUAGAGGGAGUAAGUGAAGAGACUACAACAGGUGUUCUACAGUACUUAAUAUUAUCUGUAUUUUGCCACCAGAAAGGCUAGAAA